Messenger RNA from Acanthosepion pharaonis, 792 nucleotides. The record is from the annotation of a GenBank genome assembly. Lineage: Eukaryota; Metazoa; Mollusca; Cephalopoda; Sepiida; Sepiidae.
AUGCUGCGGUACAUGUUCGCAUUUUCUGCUCUGAUUGUCACUUUUCAGAGACACAACGAUUCAGCACAUCUUGAACGGCAUUUUUUUCGCCGCGAGCUGAUUAUUUACGAAUUGAUCGACCCAUACCAUAAAUUAUCUAUCUAUCUAUCUAUCUAUCUAUCUAUCUAUCUAUCUAUCUAUCUAUCUAUAGCUGUGUGUAAAAAUCUCUUUUUUUUGUAUCUUUCUUUCUUUCUUUCUUUCUUUCUUUCUUUCUUUUUUUUUUUUUCUUAUUCUAUCUAUCUAUCUAUCUAUCUAUCUAUCUAUCUAUCUAUCUAUCUAUCUAUCUAUCUCAUUUUGUUCAUUAUCUAUCAAUAUAUAUAUAUACAUAAAUCUCAUUCGCAUUAUCUAUCUAUCUAUCUAUCUAUCUAUCUAUAUAUAUAUAUAUAUAUAUAUUCUGUUCAUUAUCUAUCUAUCUAUCUAUCUAUCUAUCUAUCUAUCUAUCUGUAUGUCAGUAUUUUCCUAUCUAUCUAUCUAUCUAUCUAUCUAUCUAUCUAUCUAUCUAUCUAUCUAUCUAUCUAUCUAAUUCUGUUCAUUAUCAAUAUAUCUAUAUAUAUAUAUAUAUAUAUACAUAAAUCUCAUUCGCAUUAUUAUCUAUCUAUCUAUCUAUCUAUCUAUCUAUCUAUCUAUAUAUCAUUCUGUUCAUUAUCAUCUAUAUAUCUAUCUAUCUAUCUAUCUAUCUAUAUAUAUAUAUUAUUUUCCUAUCUAUCUAUCUAUCUAUCUAUCUAUCUAUCUAUCUAUCUAUUUCAAUCUUGA